AUGUCGUCUUUUCAUUUUAUUGUUCGAGAGGCGCAACAUGUCUCGUCUCACAAAGUUUCUUUGUGGACAUUCUCAGUGUUAAUCAUGAUCCUUGUGGUUGGAAUCUAUGCCACUCCAUGUCAUGCUACCAUGUGGAAUAUGCAAAAUACGUUUGACACCUUCUCAGAGUAUGACUUUUCAAACACUGUGAACAUUUCAGAUGUUUCACAAAAUGGACUCUCAAAUUAUCCUCUUCAAAUUGGUAGACCAUUCUUGAAGGGAGAAAUUCCACCUGGUUACGUUCCUGGCCUUAAAUUGAAUGGAGUACAGAUUGAUUCACAAGCAGAUAUUACCACUCGCUAUGAAGACGGAUCUGUUCGUUUUGCAGUCCUCUCUGCAGUUUUACCAAAAGUAGAAAAAGGAGGAAAUGCAACCUUGUCGUUUGUUCCAGUUGUGAAAAGUGCAUCAUCAACUCCAUGUACCAUCUCUGAAAUAUUGACUGCAUUACCAGAUGCUGAUGUGUCCAUUAGUUUGAGUGGAAAUGGAACUGCAACCUCCACAAUCACUGUUUUGGAAAAUUCCAAUUUAGACACCUUACAAGAUGUAUUGUACAAUGUGACCAUUUCGAAAGGUUAUGCAACAUCUUCUACUGUAGUUUAUUCUCAAAAUGAUGUUCAACAUUUGUUUGGAGGAAGAUGGACGAAAAUAUUUUGGUUUGGAGGAGAACCUGAAUCUCGAGUGAAUUUCAAUUACAAUCUCGAUUACUUGAGUGCCACUUAUUUCAUUCCAAACUAUCCUAAAAACAAUACCCAAACAGAGAGCCAAAUUGCAAACUAUUACUCGUAUUGGUUAAAAAAACCAAAAGGAGUGAUGGAAGCAGGUAUUUGGACACCUUACAUGCCUCAAACAGGUAUGAGAGAUGACAUUGGAAUCAUGCCAGAGUUCGUUCAUGCAUGGUUGACAUUGGGAGAUUGGCGUUAUCGUGAAAUUUCUCUUGUCAGUGCUGAUUUAGCAGGAGGUUGGAAGAGUCAUUUUCGUGAAGUUGAUGCUCAACUCAAAUUUGAUCGAAAUCAAACAGUAUCAGCUAUUGGUAAACCCAUUUCUUUGAAUGCACAUCCUGGUUUAUGGUUCCCUGAUAAUGCAGGAAAAUAUAUGGGUGCCCUUAAUGUUCCUCAAUUACCAAAUACAAAGAAUUGGGUAUUCGAUGGUGCUCAUCAACCUGAUGCAUUCUCCAUUCCUUAUAUUUUAACAGGUGACUCGUAUUACUUGGAAUCUUUACAAUUAUGGGCUGCCAGUGGAGUCAUGAGAAUUAAUAAUGGUCAAUACGGAAGAGCACUUUUAUCUCCCGAUGGUUCUCAUGAAAAAGUCUAUUUCACACAAAUGGUUGAAGAUGCCAUUGCGUAUUGGGAAGGUCAACGAGGAGUGAAUAACACCAUGUUUUUAAAUCAUCCAAAUAGACAAUGGGCAGUUAAAAACACUGCUUUUGUAUGGUCUCCAUUAAGAUUUUGGACUCGUGAUACAAACUCGAAACAAGCAUCGUUAUGGCAAGAAUUUUUCAUGAUUACUAUUUUAGGCAUGAUGAGAGAUUUAGGAUUUCCAACUCAUGAAAUUUUGAAGGAGUAUCACAAAGUGGUUACCACUCAUGUUGGAGCUCCAAACUAUGAUCCUCGUUAUAUGGGUUAUUACUGGGCCUAUGUCAUGGACUCGAAUCUCACUUGGUAUACCUCAUGGGCUGAAUUUAAAACCCAAAAUGAUCUUCUUCAAAACGAUAGGUCCUUAUCAGCAGUGGAUCAAUUUAAUAUUGGAGGAUUUUAUGCCAUUGCAGCAACCUGUGCUAGUUCAUUUACCACCAUGUAUCCGAACGGUCCAGAAACUUGGGAAUUCACACGCUCCUCAAUUUAUGACAAAUUUGAUUUGAGAGUCAAUUAUCGUUCUUUCAAGGUAUAUCCAAGAACGUUUGCGCCUCCACAACCACCUCAACCUCCUCAGCCACCACAACCUUCCUCACUGCCUAAACCAUCCUCCAAUCCAAAAUCAAGUAACGGAACUGCAAGAACUUCCGAUGCUCGUGCAAUUACUAAACCGUGGAAGAGUGUUGUUAUUGGAAUCAUUUCGAUCAUGACAUUUCUUGUAGGAUACUGGGUGUAA
Naegleria lovaniensis is the source of this 2127-nucleotide messenger RNA. RefSeq lists its product as uncharacterized. Lineage: Eukaryota; Heterolobosea; Eutetramitea; Acrasida; Naegleriidae. Bases 1 to 2127 code for a protein of 708 amino acids. The record is from RefSeq and is a predicted model, not a curated record. The transcript is spliced from 4 exons.